Molecule: messenger RNA, 384 nt
Organism: Cariama cristata (Red-legged seriema)
Lineage: Eukaryota; Metazoa; Chordata; Aves; Cariamiformes; Cariamidae
Gene: DAPL1
Product: death associated protein-like 1
Exons: 4
Coding region: 1-384 (127 amino acids)
Biological process (GO): cellular response to amino acid starvation; negative regulation of autophagy; apoptotic signaling pathway
Molecular function (GO): death domain binding
Source: RefSeq, a predicted model, not a curated record
AUGCGGCUGGUUCUUAUCUGCAUUAUUAGGUUUAUUCUAGAAUACCUUGAGCAAAUCAUGAAACGUUUAUUGCUGUUAGUGACAUUGUUCAAAAACCUGAAAGUGUUUAGAGUCAAAGCUGGAGGUAUGAGAGUGCCCAAAAAGCAAGAAAACAGACCUGUUGAGAAAAAUGCUAAACCUCCAGGAAAAGAAAAGACAAGUGCUAUUGCAAGUUUUUCAGAAACUCAGAACAUCGGUGUCUUGCUAGCAGAAGUGCUGAGCAAAAUGAGCCACAAAAUUCAUGCAGCAGCAUUACAAGUGGCUCACCAAAAGCCACAGCCUGCCUUGGAGAAGUUCAUACUGCCUAAAAGAAUUUACAUUAUUCAACAGCCACGGAAAUGUUAA